Messenger RNA from Aspergillus oryzae RIB40, 729 nucleotides. RefSeq lists its product as uncharacterized. NCBI's taxonomy places the organism in Eukaryota, Fungi, Ascomycota, Eurotiomycetes, Eurotiales, Aspergillaceae. Bases 1 to 729 code for a protein of 242 amino acids. The transcript is spliced from 4 exons. The record is from RefSeq and is a predicted model, not a curated record.
AUGAGGCAGUCUUCAUCUUUCACUGCCGGACUGCUGUCCAUGGCGUCGCUUGCUUCUCUCACGCAAGCGGAAUUAGGCAAGAUCCAAUGGAAAGGACUUUGCGACCCAACAAAUGCCACAGGGCCGAUGAUCUGCGGAACACUCGACGUGCCAUUGGACUACACAGAUUCUACAUCCAACAAGACUUUGACUCUGGAUAUCGGCAAAUGGCCGGCGGCCAAGAAAGCAACCGCAGAGCCUGUCUUUGUCAACUUUGGUGGCCCUGGUGUAAAUUCCUUCGAGGGCCUUGGAUCAUAUGGCAAGGAAUUCCAAACUAUCCUCGGUGGACACUCUGAUGUCAUAACCUUCAACCCUCGGGGUGUCGGAAACACGAUUCCAUUUUCGUGCUAUAGCAAUGACUCCUCCAGGGAGCUUGCAUCGCUUCAGGCUCCAAACGACGGCACAGCGUCUAAUACAGCCCGGGGUGAAAUAUGGGCCCAGAGCACAAACUAUGCACAAGCAUGUUAUGCCCAGAAUGGCGAGAAUGGAAGUCUCAUUGGAACUACCUUUGCGGCGAGGGACACGUUGCAGGUCCUUGAUGCUCUCAGGGGAAAGAAUGCUUUGCUGAAUUACUGGGGAAUCUCCUAUGGCACUACGGUCGGUGCUGUCAUGGCAGCUAUGUUCCCCGAAAGAAUGGGAUAUCUGGCCCUUGAUGGUGUGGAUAAUCCAGCUGAGUACUUCAACGGAUAG